Messenger RNA from Pelecanus crispus (Dalmatian pelican), 1724 nucleotides. RefSeq names its product solute carrier family 41 member 3 (gene SLC41A3). Gene Ontology annotation, biological process: monoatomic cation transport. Gene Ontology annotation, cellular component: plasma membrane. NCBI's taxonomy places the organism in Eukaryota, Metazoa, Chordata, Aves, Pelecaniformes, Pelecanidae. Gene Ontology annotation, molecular function: monoatomic cation transmembrane transporter activity. The record is from RefSeq and is a predicted model, not a curated record.
GAGGUGGUGGGAGCUGAAUGGGGUGUGGGCUCAUUUCUAUUCGUCCACAGACAUCUCCGCAAUCUUCUUUUCUCUUUUUUAAUUCCCCCUUGGAUAUAAAUCGGAGAAAUAGUGUCCAUCGAGUUUGCUGCCACCUGGGCUCAACCCAGCUGAAUCGGUUUUGGAGGAUACCCUUGCUGCAACCCUCUGGGUGUGCUUUUAGGAGGAGAAGAAGCUAAAGCAAUUUGGGAUCAUUGCUGUAGUUUGAGGAAAAGCAUUUCUUUUGACUUCGAAGAGAGGUACCAGGAGGAUCUGUGUGAUGUCCUGAUCUCUCCCCAUUUGCCCUGCUGAGCAUGGGGUAACAGUGUUUGACCAUGGUGGUCACCCAGUUACAAUUGGAACUGUGCUUCCAUGGCAAGAAGCUGAGAGGUUUCACCUGCAAGUUGACCAGGUCAGCCAAUGGAUUUCUCCCAGAGACUUCAUUCUCCAUUGCCUCCCAGAUUUUCAUGCCGUUCCUUCUGGCUGGCUUGGGCAUGGUAGCUGCUGGCCUCUUGAUGGAUGUUGUUCAACACUGGGAUGUGUUUCGGACAAUUACGGAAGUUUUUAUCCUGGUUCCUGCCUUGGUUGGCCUGAAGGGUAAUCUUGAGAUGACGCUGGCAUCCAGGCUCUCUACUGCUGCUAACACUGGACAGAUGGAUGAUGCCCAGAAGCAAUGGAAAAUGGCCACCUGCAAUUUAGCCCUUAUCCAGGUCCAGGCCACCGUGGUGGGACUUCUGGCUGCUGUUGCUGCUGUGAUCCUCGGAGCCAUCUCCAAGGGCUCUGUGGAGCUGAGCCAGGCUGCUGUGCUGUGUGCCAGCAGCGUGACCACAGCCUUCAUAGCUGCGCUUUCUCUUGGUCUGGUGAUGAUUGGCGUGAUCAUCGGAGCAAGGAAAGUUGGGAUCAAUCCAGACAAUGUUGCCACACCCAUAGCAGCAAGCCUUGGAGACUUGAUAACCCUUUCCCUGCUGGCAGGAAUCAGCAGUACACUCUUCAAAUACAUAGAACUGGAAUAUAUGAAAUACCUUUCUCCUCUGAUCUGUGUUGUCUUCAUUGUCAUGAUCCCUCUCUGGGUUGCUAUCGCCAAGCAAAGUCCUUCCCUUGCUGAAGUUCUGAAAUCUGGAUGGCAGCCCGUCAUUGUUGCAAUGAGCAUCAGCAGCAUUGGUGGGCUCAUCUUGGACAAAACUGUAACUGACCCAAACUUUGAAGGCAUGGCAGUUUUCACGCCUGUGAUUAAUGGUGUUGGAGGGAAUCUGGUCGCCAUCCAGGCCAGCCGUAUUUCUACAUUCCUGCAUUUCUGGAGCAUGCCUGGAGUUUUGCCAUACAAGAUGAGGCAGAAUUGGCCCAACCCAUGCACCACAUUCUUCUCAUCAGAGGUGAAUUCCAAGUCGGCCCGAGUCCUGUUUCUCCUGGUUAUCCCAGGGCACCUCGUGUUUCUCUACACCAUCCAUCUGCUGCAGGGAGGCCACACGUCUCUGUCCUUCACCUUUGUGAUGUUCUAUCUGACUGCUGCUUUGCUGCAGGUGGGAAUCCUGCUCUACAUGGCCGACCUAAUUGUGCGCCUGAUGUGGAGGAAGGCACUGGAUCCGGAUAAUUUCUCCAUCCCCUACCUCACUGCCCUGGGGGAUCUCCUGGGCACUGGAUUCCUGGCCGUCUGUUUCCGCCUGGUUUGGCUUAUCCACGGUGCAGACAUGAACCUGGGGAACUGA